Messenger RNA from Eremomyces bilateralis CBS 781.70, 2016 nucleotides. Its product is annotated as trehalase-like protein. Gene Ontology annotation, molecular function: alpha,alpha-trehalase activity. Gene Ontology annotation, biological process: trehalose catabolic process. The transcript has 3 exons. The coding region runs from base 1 to 2016 and encodes 671 amino acids. The record is from RefSeq and is a predicted model, not a curated record. NCBI's taxonomy places the organism in Eukaryota, Fungi, Ascomycota, Dothideomycetes, Eremomycetales, Eremomycetaceae.
AUGGUGACCUUCAAGAGGAUAUCGAUCACGCUGCUUGUUUCGAUUCCAUUCGUUUUUGCGUUGUACGAGAACGGCACCGUCAUCGCACCAUGCGAUUCUCCUGUCUACUGUCAUGGAGACAUCCUUCACGAAAUUGAGUUGGCACAGCCGUUCACCGACUCGAAAACAUUCGUAGACCUGCCAACAAUUCGUCCAUUGGAUGAGGUCAUCGCCGCCUUCGGUAACCUGUCGCGGCCGAUCACCAACAACUCGGAUCUCAACGACUUCCUAACCACCUACUUUGGCGAAGAGGGCACCGAGCUGGAAGAAGUGCCGCGGGAGUCCCUAUCCACCCACCCAGUAUUCCUGGACCGGGUCAACGACACCGUGAUUUCCGAGUUCGUCGAGAAGGUCAUCGACAUCUGGCCGGACCUCACGAGGCAGUAUGUUGGCCGGGACAAUUGCACUGGCUGCGUCGACAGCUUCAUCCCCGUCAACCGCAGCUUCGUGGUCGCGGGCGGCCGGUUCCGUGAGCCGUAUUACUGGGACUCGUUCUGGGUGAUCGAGGGGCUGCUCCGCACGCAGGGCAACUUCACGGAGAUUGCGAAGAAUAUCAUUGAGAAUUUCCUCGAUCUGGUCGAUACAGUGGGAUUCGUGCCCAAUGGAGCAAGGAUCUAUUACUUGAAUCGCUCGCAGCCGCCACUUCUGUCGUUUAUGGUGGAUGCCUACGUGCAGUAUACGAAGGAUACAAGCAUCGUGGAGCGGGCAUUGCCGCUGUUGAUUAAGGAGCAUGACUGGUGGAUGACGAAUCGAACGAUCCAGGUCAGCGCAGAAGGGGAGACGUACACUCUAAACAGAUAUGCGGUGACGAACACGCAGCCUCGACCAGAAUCAUACCGUGAAGACUACGUCACCGCCAAUAAUCAGUCCUACUACGCUGAAUCCGGCAUCAUCUAUCCUACAACCCCAUUGGACGAGACUGAAAAAGUUGCACUCUAUGCCAACCUCGCCAGCGGAGCAGAGUCCGGCUGGGAUUACACCACACGAUGGCUCGCCACUCCCUCCGAUGCACUGAGGGACAUGUAUUUCCCUCUCCGCAGCCUCAACAACUACGAGAUUGUCCCCGUCGAUCUCAACUCCAUCCUCUACGGCAACGAACUGGUCAUCAGCAAGUACCUCUCCGCUGUCGGCAACGAGACUGGCGCGACGCAUUACGCCAACCUCGCCCAACAGCGUAGCGACGCCAUUUACGCCCUCAUGUGGAACUCCACAUACAACAGCUUCUUCGACUACAACCUCACCUCCUCCUCCCCCUACAUGUGGAUCCCCGCCGCGGACGACGACGCCACAGCCGCCGAAACCGCCGGUGCCCCCCCAGGCUCCCAACUUUUCUUCCACGCCGGCCAAUUCUAUCCCUUCUGGACCGGUGCCGCGCCCCCGCACCUCAAAAACAACCCCCUCGCCGUCUCCCUCGCCUACACCCGCGUCGCCCAGUACCUCGACGACAAAGCCGGCGCCAUCCCUGCCACGAACUUGCAGACGGGCCAGCAAUGGGACCAGCCGAACGUCUGGCCGCCGCUGAUCUACAUCCUCCUCAAGGGCCUCCUCAACACCCCCGCAUCGUUCGGUGCCGCCGAUGAUGCCUACCAGUCGGUCCGCGCGCUCGCUGGUCGCCUCGCGCAGCGGUACCUCGACUCGACGUUCUGCACGUGGCGCGCGACAGGAGGUUCGACGAGCGAGACGCCGAAGCUAGACGGGCUGGCGGCGGAGGCGGAGGGCAUCAUGUUCGAGAAGUAUGCAGACAACGCGACGAACGUGGCGGGAAGCGGGGGGGAAUAUGAGGUGGUGGAGGGGUUCGGGUGGACGAAUGGUGUGUUGAUCUGGGUCGCGGAUACGUUUGCGGAGGGGCUGACGAGGCCGGAGUGUGGGGAGUUGACGCCGGCGCAUUUGAGUGGAGGUGGGGCGAGGAGGGCGGUAGAGUUGGAUCCGAGGGAUGGGCGGUGGGUGAGGAAGUUUGGGAAGCGCAAUAGGGAUUGA